Molecule: messenger RNA, 1328 nt
Organism: Colletotrichum godetiae
Lineage: Eukaryota; Fungi; Ascomycota; Sordariomycetes; Glomerellales; Glomerellaceae
Exons: 2
Coding region: 252-1079 (275 amino acids)
Source: RefSeq, a predicted model, not a curated record
CUCGCUGUGAGAAGCUGUUCGGGCUGGCUGGCUCUCUCAGUCGCAGCUUCCUGCUCGUCGGCAAUACGACCGCAGAGAUGGAAACAACUCUGUGAGGAUGAGAAGCAUCUCCUGCUCAUGACUUAGGGUUUUUUUUUGAUUCGGGUGUUCUUCCAAGGUGGUACCAUGAAACCCGCCAUCGAAUCAAUAAUCACACGGCUCUAGAGACACGAAGUCUGGACAAGAUCGUCAUCCAUUCACACUCUUGGAUCAUGCUGCAAGGUUCACCAGUGGCACCUGCUGUACUACCCGGGUUUCUUUUCGGUCUCACCCGCUGCAAUCGACCGGGCAAUCACUCUCUCAGAAACCAAGAUGGCAAGAUCGUUGCUCUGGCACCGACGACCGAGUAUCCGCAAGGGGCAGGCGGAAGUUGCUUCCCAGCUUUUCUCAUUUGCACAUUGAUCGGGUUUUCGGUUCAUGUUUAUAUUCUUUGCCACGAGCAGUCACUCGACCAACCUAGUUUUCGUCUUACCUGGCUAUCCGAAAGCAAUAUCGUCUGCAUAUCUGGGUCGAUGAUCUUCAAUCUCCUUCCCCAUGCCGGACCUCGACAGUUGCAGGCGCUUCGCAUCCCGCAUGCCUGCCACCCUCCCGCUUCCCGGACAUGCCUAGGCUUUAAAGUUACGGAAGUCUGCCCGUUACGUUGCUUGCCGUCUCCACCACCUUUUGGUGUUCAAGACCUGGGCCCAUUCAACGAGGCAAUAUUGCACACAGCUUCGAGUGUUCGACCCUGGCGUGCAGCUCGACGGUCAAAUCUUGCGCAAGAGGAGCAAAAGCCAACCACUCAGGGCCCCCAUCUGAGCAAAAGUUCCUUAUGUUUGCAUCGGUCUUGGCCCUUGCCAAUGCCACCCGCCUCCUCCCAACCCAAGGACGACAGUAACGGUCGGCCGAUGCCGCCCCACGGCCGCCCAACCUCACUUCAUGUGGCUCAGGCGCAGAUGGGACGAAGUCCGGCAACCUAUUUUCGGCCUUUCUGUCUUUUCUCAGACUGUUCUCUCACCUGGGGUCCCGUCGAGUUUCCCCGCCUCGCCAACGUAAAUUAGGCUUACACAGUCAGGCCAUAUCUUCCGAAUAUGGUAUCCACUGAUGCUGCCGCAAGAUUCCCGCAACGAUUUUGCGUCACGCAUCUUGAACUUGGCCUACGGGAGAAUCUUUCUGUAAGCUGCAUGGCCAAGUCUUCCCGGGACGCGUACCCAAGCAGCCAAGUCACGAGGAUCACAUCUCUCUCCUUGGACCCGGACCCGUUUGCCGUUGUUGUAGCGACCUCUUUGACCGUUCAUAUGGCCUCCGCC